AUGCGUGAGAUCCUUCACAUUCAAGGUGGUCAAUGCGGCAACCAGAUUGGUGCCAAGUUCUGGGAAGUGGUCUGCGCUGAGCAUGGCAUCGACCCCACCGGAAGGUACGGCGGCGACACCGAUCUUCAGCUCGAGAGGAUCAAUGUGUACUAUAACGAGAGUGGUGCUGGGAACAAUUGGGCUAAAGGGCACUACACGGAGGGUGCCGAGCUUAUCGAUUCGGUUCUUGAUGUUGUGAGAAAGGAAGCUGAGAACUGUGAUUGCUUACAAGGUUUUCAAGUGUGCCAUUCUCUGGGUGGAGGAACUGGGUCUGGAAUGGGUACCCUGUUGAUUUCAAAGAUCAGGGAAGAAUACCCAGAUAGGAUGAUGCUUACUUUCUCAGUCUUUCCAUCUCCAAAGGUUUCCGACACUGUGGUUGAACCCUACAAUGCUACUCUAUCUGUUCAUCAGCUUGUUGAAAAUGCUGAUGAAUGUAUGGUUCUUGAUAAUGAAGCCUUUUGGUGA
Molecule: messenger RNA, 504 nt
Organism: Arachis ipaensis
Lineage: Eukaryota; Viridiplantae; Streptophyta; Magnoliopsida; Fabales; Fabaceae
Source: RefSeq, a predicted model, not a curated record